Messenger RNA from Branchiostoma floridae (Florida lancelet), 1856 nucleotides. RefSeq lists its product as uncharacterized. Lineage: Eukaryota; Metazoa; Chordata; Leptocardii; Amphioxiformes; Branchiostomatidae. The record is from RefSeq and is a predicted model, not a curated record. The coding region runs from base 308 to 1114 and encodes 268 amino acids. The transcript has 5 exons.
UUGUGCACUUUUUGAAUGCACCGGGAAUAAAGGGACUUGUUUGAUGUGAUACCAAGUUUUGCAUCGAUUUUUGCUACAAUAUUAACGGCCUCUAUGUUAAAAAUGUAGACAAAAUGUGUCUUUUUGCGCUCUCGCAUUAGAUUUUGAGUAUGCAGGGGAUGUCACGCAGAAAAUUUGCUUGCCGAGGCCUUAUAUAUACAUCGCCGGGGCUCGAAUUAUAAUCGUCAACAUGGUUUGACGUGGACGACUGCUAACCAGUAUUACGGUUCGCAGCGCUAGACAGUCAGUAUUACCGUUCAGUAUUGCGAUGGCGAAACAACUUAGUUCCACACAGGGGACAUCUUCGUACGGUGGGUCUGAACAUUCAGCGGAGAUAAAGGGAACACCACCCACAGAGGUCGUUCUGGAUACCGUUAGUAAAAUCCUGCGGAACCUCCGGAGGGGGAUGGAGCGGCUGUACGGGAUGGACCUGGCGCCGGCCAUCGGGAGGGGGAUGGAUCGGGUCGGGUUUAAGGCAGCGUUCCUCACGGCAGUCCCGCCUGCACUGUGCGCACGGUCCUACUACAUGGGCGACGGACAGGAGGCCUGGACUAUCGACAAAUCUGUGGACCAAGUUGAAACUACAGAUGUUGUGAUCUACCCAGCCUCCGAUGACGGCCCGUGGGGCUGUAGUGCGGACUUGGACACAGAGCCAGACGUUCCGCUCAGGAUGCUUCACAACGAGGACGACAUCCCUGAAAGUGUUUCAUGGGUCGCAGUUGUCCAUCUUGAAUACGUGGCUGUGAGCAUGGCACGAUUAGGAGCGACCCCUACCGGCGGUGUGCUGAGCCACAGCGGCGGGAGCUGGAUACCCAGCUACACGGACAGGAUGUUUCUGCAGCGAUGUGCGAAGAUGAUUGCUGGUAUGUCCGCGGACGAACUUCUCGGCGUCCAGUUUCACGACAAAUUUCGCGGAAACAUUACCGUGGCCGAGAAGGCAACAGAGGCGCUGGAACACGCCAUCGGGAAAGCACGCAAGCUCGUCCGCCAGAUGCCAGCAACGACGUCCGUCUACGUCUUCGGAAUCGUCGGGCUCGGCCCAACCGUGGCAAAGCCAACUUGGAGACUUAUGUAAAAAUAAUUUCCUAUGGAAUCUUUAUAGUAGUUGCUUGUUGUAUUACAGUUAUGACCAUUAGAAUGCAACAAGACCACAUGUUCAGAAUUAGAGAAAAAUGUAUAAAUGCAACGAAAUCAAAAAUUGGUUCUAGUAGGAACAUAGGAGAGUCGUGACAAUUCCAUAGAUUCCUUUUAAGCAACCUAUAAGCGAUGUACCGCUUCAAGCCAUGAAAGUUCUUUAAAGCUUGAACUAUAAGGACUUUGCAAUUUUUUGCCCCGUUAAGCCCCAGUCUUUGUCAAGUAAUCAGCAAAUCACUGCUUCUGCCAUGUCAGGUUAUGCAGAUAGAACACGUGAUUCGGUGAUCAGUGAAUCAUAGGUUGCAGAAAGUUUAUGACGCCUCCCGUCUCUUUUAAGGGAUGGUUCUAAAGCCCUGAUGUGAACCUCCUGCACCUUAUGAUCUACUGCUCCCAUCUACAUAACGUGACGUCACAGAAAUAGUGGAUUGUUCAUUCCUUGACAAAGACUGGAGUUGGUCAGUCAAAAAUUGGAGUAAAGUCCAUUUUUUCUGUUGGAAAUUACGGUUCAAACUUUGUUGUAGAACGACUCUACCAACACAAAUGAACUUUAAGCUUGGAAGUCAUUUGAAGAGUAAAAUUAAUCUAAGGUCACAGCAAAUAAAUUCUAUGGAUGACAUCCUCUGCAGACGGCAAAAAUAGUGCGAUAGAGCGAAAAAAAAACAAGAUGGGUGAAAAAAACAAGA